This is a messenger RNA of Microthlaspi erraticum, 915 nucleotides long. Lineage: Eukaryota; Viridiplantae; Streptophyta; Magnoliopsida; Brassicales; Brassicaceae. The record is from the annotation of a GenBank genome assembly.
AUGACAGAACCUUUGUACGUCGACGAAAGUUCAUUGAAGGACGUCCGUGUUCUUGGCCGAGGAACCUACGGUUCCGUCUCCCUCAAGGUGCAUCCCGACAAUUGUCGAUUUUACGCCAAGAAAACAUCUUCAGUCCAACUCAAGGAGCAUCUCGAGAAAGAGCUCAGGAUCAUGCUUCGUUUACGUAACCACCCUCGCAUCGUCCAAGCCUCAAGCCCUCAUCUUCACUUGGGAACAACCGAACCUCAAGAUUGCUACAUCUACAUGGAGUAUGCUUCCGAGGGCACUCUACGCAAGACAAUCUCCAGUUUCCGUGGGAAAUCACUACCUGAGUAUAUGAUCCAAAGGCUUGUUCGUAUGAUAUUACAAGGACUUGACGCUCUUCACUCACAGGGUUACGUUCACUGCGACCUCAAGCCAGAAAACGUUCUCCUCUUCCCUUCCACUAAUCCUGGAGAGCCGUGGGAUGUCAAGCUCGCUGAUUUCGGUUUAUCCAAGGAGCCUAAUACGGAUCCUUCACAUCUUUGUGGCACGCCUCAAUACAUGUCACCGGAGUCUUCCGGGCCAAACAGAAUGAUCGAUCCAGCUCUUGACAUAUAUUCUCUAGGGUGUGUUGUUUAUGAGAUGUUUGGAGCUAAACCCUACCUGGAGAUAUAUGAAGAUUACUACGAGUGGAACCUGUUCCAACCUAUCUCUCCGGCGGCUAAAGAUUUUUUGAUUCGGUGUCAUGCACGGCAUCCAGUACACAGGGCCGAGGCUGAGCGAUUUAACUAUCCGUUAAGGGCAACAGCGGCUGAGCUCUUGAAGCAUCCUUUUGUUACGCAGAAACUCUCUGUUCCAUUGCCACCGACAAGUCAACAAGAAGAUUGGAGGCAGGGGACAAAAACAUCUUCGGUGACUAAGGCGGCGGUUUAG